AUGUCCAUCUUUUCUCGCCUUCGCCGCUCAUUAUCAUCACCAUCCCAAGCGGACGAUGGUGCCGGCGCCGGCAUCUCCAUUGAUUAUGCUUUGAAUAUCCGCGGUGAAAGCCCAGCCAAGCUAACUCUGCAACGCGUAUUCGAACAGAGCCGUCAAGUGGUCCGGAACAACAAGGAUGCCACCACGCCACCCGAGGCACCAGCCAGGCCGACUACAAAAGGACGGCCGAGGCUUCUUCUUAUGGGGCAAAGGAGGAGCGGCAAGUCUUCCAUAUCGAGUGUCGUCUUUCACAAGCUGCCGCCCAAUGAGACCCUAUUUCUCGAGUCGACGGCCCGGAUACAGAAAGAUUCCAUGGCUUCGUUCAUGGACUUUCAAGUAUGGGACUUCCCCGGCCAGAUCGACAUCUUUGAGAACCCCAACUAUGACAUGGACGCCAUCUUUGGGGAAAUCGGCGCCCUUAUCUGGGUCAUCGAUGCCCAGGACGACUACCUCGAGGCCGUGACGCGCCUCAACACAACCAUCCUUCACCUGCAGCGCUCCUAUCCGAACAUCAACAUCGAGGUCUUCAUCCACAAGGUCGACGGCCUCUCGGACGACUACAAGCUAGACAUCCAACGCGACAUCACCAUCCGGAUCCAGGACGAACUCUCGGACCACGGCUUCGAGAACGCGCCCGUCACCUUCCACCUCACGUCCAUCUACAACCACUCCAUCUUCGAGGCCUUCUCCAAGGUCAUCCAGAAGCUCAUCCCCCAGCUCGGCACCCUCGAGGCCAUGCUCACCAACCUCUGCCGCACAUGCCGCUUCGAGAAGGCCUACCUCUUCGACGUCCUCUCCAAGAUCUACAUCGCCACCGACUCGGCCGCCGCCGACAUGGCCUCCUACGAGAUCUGCUCCGACUACAUCGACGUCAUCAUCGACAUCACCGAGGUCUACGGCUCCUGGCCCCGCUCCGACGCCCAGCGCCGCCGCAUCGAGGGGGAGCCCUGGAACGCCAAGGUCGACGACCAGGUCGCCUGCCCCUGGGCCGAGAGCUGCAUGGUCCUCCACGACGCCGGCCGGCCCAUCAUGCUGCGCGAGGUCGACCGCUACCUCGCCCUCGUCGCCAUCAUGAAGGAGGACUCGUACGACCGCAUGCCCCUCGUGAACAUGAACGUCGAGGCUGUCGUGCAGGGGUUGACCGAAUUCUUCGACAUUACCAAACCCAGGAAGUGA
This is a messenger RNA of Sodiomyces alkalinus F11, 1215 nucleotides long. Its product is annotated as GTP-binding protein GTR2. The record is from RefSeq and is a predicted model, not a curated record. The transcript is spliced from 3 exons. Gene Ontology annotation, biological process: regulation of autophagy; positive regulation of TOR signaling; cellular response to starvation. Gene Ontology annotation, molecular function: GTP binding; GTPase activity. The coding region runs from base 1 to 1215 and encodes 404 amino acids. NCBI's taxonomy places the organism in Eukaryota, Fungi, Ascomycota, Sordariomycetes, Glomerellales, Plectosphaerellaceae. Gene Ontology annotation, cellular component: Gtr1-Gtr2 GTPase complex; fungal-type vacuole membrane; nucleus.